UCUAAGUCUGUGGCUGAUGGUUUGUAGCCUCUAGUUUGAAGCAAGAAAAGAAUGAGUAGUCAGGAACUAGUCACUUUGAAUGUGGGAGGGAAGAUAUUCACAACAAGAUUUUCUACCAUAAAGCAGUUUCCUGCCUCUCGGUUGACAAGAAUGAUAGAUGGCAGAGACCAAGAAUUCAAGAUGGUUGGUGGCCAGAUUUUUGUGGACAGAGAUGGUGUUUUAUUUAGUUUCAUCUUAGAUUUUUUGAGAACUCACCAGCUUUUAUUACCUACUGACUUUUCAGACUAUCACAGGCUUCAGAGAGAGGCUCUUUUCUAUGAACUGGAUCCUCUGAUUGAUCUCUUAAACCAAGAACGCUUGCUACAGCCAAGACCUGCUUUUUUGGAGGUGCAUUUCCUAAGCCGAAACACUCAAGCUGUUUUCAGGGUAUUUGGCUCUUGCAGCAAAACAAUUGAGAUGCUAACUGGGAGGAUUACAGUGUUUAUAGAGCAACCUUCAGCAAUGACCUGGAGUAGUAACUCUUUCCCUCCUCAGAUGACUUUACUUCCACUGCCGCCACAAAGACCUUCUUACCACGACCUGGUUUUCCAGUGUGGCUCUGACAGCACUACUGAUAACCAAACUGGAGUCAGGUAUGUUUCUAUAAAACCUGAUAAUCGAAAAUUGGCCAAUGGAACUAACGUCCUCGGCUUACUAAUCGACACUUUAUUAAUGGAAGGCUUCCAUCUAGUCAGUGCUAGAACAUUAUCUUCUGAAGACAAAACUGAAUGCUAUAGCUUUGAAAGGAUAAAAAGGCCUGAAGCUUUCACCAUGAACAAAACACUGAAACCAGAGACUACCAUCAUAUCAGAGCAAUCUCAGAAAAAAAAGUGA
Molecule: messenger RNA, 873 nt
Organism: Lynx canadensis (Canada lynx)
Lineage: Eukaryota; Metazoa; Chordata; Mammalia; Carnivora; Felidae
Gene: KCNRG
Product: potassium channel regulator
Exons: 2
Coding region: 52-873 (273 amino acids)
Biological process (GO): protein homooligomerization; negative regulation of delayed rectifier potassium channel activity
Cellular component (GO): endoplasmic reticulum
Molecular function (GO): protein binding
Source: RefSeq, a predicted model, not a curated record